Messenger RNA from Microthlaspi erraticum, 420 nucleotides. The record is from the annotation of a GenBank genome assembly. NCBI's taxonomy places the organism in Eukaryota, Viridiplantae, Streptophyta, Magnoliopsida, Brassicales, Brassicaceae.
AUGUGGCAGAAACUGCACGUUGUACUGAAGGAGGAGUGGAGUGAGCUUGAGAAUUCCAAUCUGGGACCCCUCUUCAGGUUCAUGAAGCUCGACUUUAAAUGGGCAUCGGUUGUGGCACGAUGUAUGCUCACUAUGCAAGUGGUCUGUGAGAAGGAAACGAAGCUUCGGAAGUUUGGCCGCGCGCGGAGGAGUUCCCGACGUCCAAAAGUUACGAUCUUGAUAUGGAAAGAUAGAUACUUGAGUCAUGCAUCACGUCGAAGUGGAAUGAAGCCAUUUGGAUCAACUAUGAGGCCUAGACUUAUUUUCUACCGAGACAUGUCCGGUAAGCGAGUAAACGAAGCCCAUGGAGGAUUUGGAGUGUCUAAUGGCCCGAGCAGCAGCGCCAAAGGCCUUGAUCGAAUAGAGAAGAGGCCUGGCUAA